GCGCUCUCAGCCCCGGGGCGCAUCACACGGCCCCGCAGCGGGAUUUCUGCGCUCUGGGGACCCUGCACGCUGCUGUCCUCUGGGGAAAGGUCUUGAAUCGUAAGCAUCGUCGGCAGGAAGGCAGAGAGGCGGCAGGGAGUCCUUGGAGAUUCUCCGAGAAUUAUCUGGGCUCCUUCUGGGGGCUGCCCCCCCGCAGGCCCCCCGCCUUCACUUUGGGCUGGUGUAUCCUGCGGCGUCCGCGGCCGGGCUAAGUCCAGGCCUGCAGUCACCCAGGUGCAGAGCAAGCUUGAAAGAGACAGCGGAAGAACUUUCCCGGACUGCACUGUCGCUCAGCAGCCCGCACCAAUCACCACGCAGCUUGACCUCGGGCCCUCCUCUUUGAGGGCGUGUCCCUGGUGAGUGAUAGACGGAGCCGCCCGGCCCAGCUCGGGCCAGCCCACGUUGCUGCUUAGAUUGAAAUGCAGAACUCUAGCCUCUUUCAUCGGGGCACAGACUUCCUUUUACUCCUUCCUUCUGCUCUCUCGCCGCCUCCUCCCGGGAAGAAGCGGAGGCACCGGCGGUCCGGGGCAGCGGCAAGCCGGGCCACUGGGGCUGUGCGAAAAGUUUCUUUUUGGGAGUUCGGAACUGGGGCCCCUUUGGUGUACUGCUCGGAGCAAUGGAGCCAGCCUUUGGGGAGGUGAACCAGCUGGGAGGAGUAUUCGUGAACGGGAGGCCGCUGCCCAACGCUAUCCGGCUUCGUAUCGUGGAACUGGCCCAACUGGGCAUCAGACCGUGUGACAUCAGCCGCCAGCUACGGGUCUCACACGGCUGCGUCAGCAAGAUUCUGGCGCGCUACAACGAGACGGGCUCGAUCUUGCCAGGAGCCAUUGGGGGCAGCAAGCCCCGAGUUACCACCCCCACCGUGGUGAAGCACAUCCGGACCUACAAGCAAAGGGAUCCUGGCAUCUUUGCCUGGGAAAUCCGGGACCGCCUGCUGGCGGACGGCGUGUGUGACAAGUACAACGUGCCCUCGGUGAGCUCCAUCAGCCGCAUCCUGCGCAACAAGAUCGGCAACUUGGCUCAACAGGGCCAUUACGACUCGUACAAGCAGCACCAGCCGGCGCCACAGCCGGCGCUGCCCUAUAACCACAUCUACUCGUACCCCAGCCCCAUCACGGCGGCCGCAGCUAAGGUGCCCACGCCUCCCGGGGUGCCUGCCAUCCCCGGCUCGGUGGCCAUGCCCCGUACCUGGCCCUCCUCCCAUUCCGUCACCGACAUCCUGGGCAUUCGCUCUAUCACCGACCAAGGCGUGAGCGACAGCUCCCCCUACCACAGCCCCAAGGUGGAGGAGUGGAGCAGCCUGGGCCGGAACAACUUCCCGGCGGCCGCCCCGCACGCGGUGAACGGGCUGGAGAAGGGCGCCCUGGAGCAGGAAGCCAAGUACGCUCAGGCACCAAAUGGCCUACCAGCUGUAAGCAGUUUUGUGUCAGCAUCCAGCAUGGCUCCUUAUCCUACCCCGGCCCAAGUGUCGCCUUACAUGACCUACAGUGCCGCUCCUUCCGGUUAUGUGGCUGGACAUGGGUGGCAACAUGCCAGCAGCACCCCACUUCCCCCCCACAACUGUGACAUUCCCGCCUCGCUGGCGUUCAAGGGAAUGCAGGCAGCCAGAGAAGGUAGUCACUCUGUCACGGCUUCUGCGCUCUGAUGGGAAAUUCUGUCCGCAGCAGCUUCACCCCGGCUCCCCUCCGCAACCCUCCCCCUCUUCCCGGAUCCCACCCCUCCUGCCCUCCCGCCCCCAAAGCUGGCUUUACAGACUCACAUCCUUUGUGCUGGUGACACUUAAAUAUUUCUUGCCAUAACUUCUCUCUUACAGAAAACCUGACAUGACUUUAGGAUUUGAAAACAAAAGCAAUCUUAAGGAUUGAAUGAGACAUUUGUGUUGCCCACACACUGUUUAACGUAGCAAAGAAACCUGCACCCCUCAAAGGGCUUAAGGAACUUUUAAAACUAGUCUUUGGUAAAACCACAUGUGUAUAUUUAUUCUAAAUCAACCUGAACUUUUGAAACGUGCAAUUGUUGAGAUUUUGCAAAAUCAAUAAAGGAAACUACAUAUAGAAAAAAAAAGUUAUGCUAUACCCUCUAAUCAAAUAAGGUGACCAAAUAAGCUUUAAUUCAUCAUUAGGAAACUAAUCAAUAAUUGACUUAUUUGAGUGAUGCUUUGUUUAUUUUUAAGAGAUGACCUAUUUUGUUGCAAAAUAUAAUGUAUAACACAAGCAAUAUCUGAAUUUAGCUCCUCCUGGUGUUUUUGACUUGGUUCCAUACAAUAAUGUUUAUAUUUCCUAUUAGUUUGUAAAUAUGGACUCUGGAUGGUGCAUUUGUGUUUUCAUCCGGUGGGAUAUUCCCUCUCCCUCCCACCUCUAUCUAUUUUUUUCUUUCUUUUUGCAAAGGUGACUUUCUGGCAACGUCUUUGUCUCUGUUUGGUGGUGGGCUGCUCGGGCUCCUGGACCUGGACUUGCCCCAAAUUUUGUGUGUGCAGUGAAGGCUUCAACAUCUUAUGAAGGACACUUUCUUUCUACAGCAGAGGACUCAAAAGCAGAUUAAACAAGCCAGUCUCCCAUUUUGUAUCCUAAUCAAACAACACACAUGCCAAGCAUAUAAAGACAUGAGGGUGGAAAAUAUCUGAACAAGAAGGCUUUAAAGGAAGUCACUUAGAAACUUAAGUUUAAUGUGAAACGCUUUGCAAAGACACUUAAAAUGAACUUUAUGUUAAGAAAAACCACUGUGAAACUAAAUUGUACUGUUAUUGUUGGCUUACCUGUGUGUUCAGCAAUCUCAGCCCAAAAUUAUGUUGUAAUUUAAAGAAAAUGGAAAAUUCUGCUCUAAUGAAUGUAAAAACGGCUUGCUGUGAAGUUUACAUUGUUGUACAGAAGCAUAUUUCACAUGUAGGUAAACUGGUGGUGGUAUUAGAAAUACAAAUGCUAUUUAAUUUUUUAAAAAAAUUCCCUUUAUUCAUUUCUGGAGGUACAGGACAUAGUUUAGCUGAUAAGUCUUUCUAGACCAAUUGGGUUUUCACUUUUAUGUUUAAUGGUAGAGCUGUGGGGUAUACGUGUGAGUGAGCGUGUGCUAUGUGUUUUUAAAACAACUGCUUUUCUUGGGCAAAACUCUACAGUUUUUCUCUUCUGUUUAGAAAGUUCUUCCUGCUUGGCAAUAUGUAGGCUUGAAACUACACUUUAAAAACAUUGGUACAAUUCAUCUAUUGGAAAAUUAAUAUAUUGUGGGUUUCAUUGUUUUUUAAAAAUAUUUUUUGGUGUUGAUUCUGUGCAAUAAUUAACAGGGCACAUCACUAGAUGUGGAUGUUAAAGAUGCAUUCGUUAGGUGAUCUCGAUUUCUUCUUGUCUGUGCUGUGUGUGCACAGUCUACAUGGCAGUCCAGUUCCGUCACAUUGGUUUCAUGGCUUCAUUUAAAACUCAGAUGGCUAGAUGAGCUAGGUUUUCAGAUCACUAGCAUAUAAACAGUAAGCAGAUUUCUGACACAUGAGUUAUACUCGAGGAGUUGCUUUUUUCAAGCAACAUAUCUUAUAGAGAGAGCUUUGAAUGGCAUUUAUUUCUAAAGCAACCAAAAUUCAGUGCUACAAACAGAGGAUUAUAACUUCAGGAGAAGAAUAAGCAGAAAGAACAGAUGAACUCUCAGGGCCAUAGUCUUCCUUUGAUCUUCUAAAACUCCUAUUGACAUCUGGAGUUCCCAGUCUGGUGAGAAAAUAGACUAUAAACCGAACAGACCAAAGAUACCAGUCCAAUAUUUUGGUGGAGACUUUAAAACCAUACCAUACAGGCACUCUCCUGCCAUCCAGAAAAACUGACAUAAGGUAUAGAAUUGUCCCUUAUCAGAUAUUUUUUUGGAUGGCUACUAGGAGUCUUUAAAAAAAUAUAUAUCAAUCAUUUGUAGGGAAACACAAUGAAAUAUUAUUUUCUUUAAAUUAAGAAAUCUCGUUAUGCUAUUUAUAAGUUUUUUCUUGUUCUUGUAUUUUUAAAAAAAUACUAAUAUUAAUGAUAUCAAGAUUUUUUUUUCUUCUCUUUUUCCCCCAGGUCUUUUCUUAGCAACAGUGAAUUCACACGGAGUAACUUAAGAAAGACAACAGAAAGCUAAAACACAAUUUGCUAUUCAAGGCAAAAUAUGAUUUAAAGCUACUUUUACAAAUAAGAGAAGGAAAAUGGGAUGGGGUAUGGGACUGGGAUUGUUUGAUUUUUAAAUGUUAUUAUUAUUGGCUAAUGUUGACAUAUUUCCUUUGUUUCUUAGGGGGUAAAAGUGUUGUUUUUAAACUGGCAAAUGCACUCUUCAGAGAUCCUUUUCCAUCCCAUUCACAGGGAGAGGUUAAAGGUUCAAUUUCAUGGCCUCUAUCCAGGCAGUGCUCUCCCUCACAGGAUGCAAGAGCAUUACCUGCAAGGAGAGAAUGCAGUUGUACAACAGACAUAUUCUUAUUUCUCUUGUUUUUUUUUCCCCUCCUUUUAAUGACCUUCUUAUGGAAUAUUGGGCUGAAAUAUAAGUUAAAAAACACGUUGGAAAGGAUGUACAACCGAAGGCUGUGUAUGUAUAUACAGUAUGUCAAAAAGCCUUUAUUUUUAUACUUCAAAUGCUCUAAAUUAAUAAAAAGUAAUAAUUAUCAAGUUA
Molecule: messenger RNA, 4647 nt
Organism: Canis lupus familiaris (dog)
Lineage: Eukaryota; Metazoa; Chordata; Mammalia; Carnivora; Canidae
Gene: PAX9
Product: paired box 9
Exons: 5
Coding region: 656-1684 (342 amino acids)
Biological process (GO): regulation of transcription by RNA polymerase II; anatomical structure development
Molecular function (GO): RNA polymerase II cis-regulatory region sequence-specific DNA binding; DNA-binding transcription factor activity, RNA polymerase II-specific
Source: RefSeq, a predicted model, not a curated record